Molecule: messenger RNA, 1384 nt
Organism: Abrus precatorius (Indian licorice)
Lineage: Eukaryota; Viridiplantae; Streptophyta; Magnoliopsida; Fabales; Fabaceae
Product: protein TRIGALACTOSYLDIACYLGLYCEROL 3, chloroplastic
Exons: 10
Coding region: 246-1286 (346 amino acids)
Molecular function (GO): ATP binding; ATP hydrolysis activity
Source: RefSeq, a predicted model, not a curated record
CAUCCUUCCCAAAUUCCACUUUGACACACACACACAAAGAAUAGGGUCAUCCCCAACCCCAAGCAAAGACCAUCUUCGACGAAACUACCUUCAUUCUCAAUUUCACCGACCAUUACCCAUUCCUCAUUUCACUAUCAUCACUCUUAAACCCCAUAUGGAUCACAUGCGUUCCAACUCAUAACUCCACUUUUCUUUCUUUCUUUCUUUCUUUCUCUUUUCGUUCCAUUUCCCAUUUUGCUCCUACCAUGGUUUCCCUCUCAACCACCCCCUUUUUACCCUUCACUGCAAAUAACGCUUCUUCUCCUUCUACUAGAUUUCCACCUCCUAAUUCCCUCUUUCACAACAAGCACGCUAGGGAUCACAGGAAGAUUCUCUGUGCCUGCAUCGCACCGCCGCAAAACUUCAAGAGCCAAGACUCCUCCGCCAUUAAUUUCAAUGGUUCAUCCAACUCAGAACAAUUAAGCACGGUGCGGGAUUAUGGGGAUGAUUCUGAUGUUCUUAUUGAGUGUAGAGAUGUUUACAAGUCUUUUGGGGAGAAGAAAAUCUUAAAUGGUGUCAGCUUCAAGAUCAGGCAUGGUGAAGCUGUUGGAAUAAUUGGUCCUUCUGGGACUGGCAAAUCUACAGUUUUGAAGAUUGUUGCAGGACUUCUUGCCCCGGACAAGGGGGAAGUUUACAUUCGAGGUAAAAAGAGAGUUGGUUUGGUGAGCGAUGAUGACAUAUCUGGGCUUCGUAUUGGACUAGUUUUCCAAAGUGCAGCACUGUUUGAUUCUUUGACUGUUCGUGAAAAUGUUGGUUUUCUCUUGUAUGAACACUCAAGCAUGUCUGAGGAACAGAUAUCAGAGCUUGUCAAGGAAACCUUGGCUGCAGUUGGAUUGAAGGGAGUUGAAGAUCGAUUGCCUUCUGAGUUAUCAGGCGGGAUGAAAAAACGAGUUGCUUUAGCUCGAUCUAUCAUUUAUGACACCACAAGGGAAUCAAUAGAGCCAGAGGUGCUCUUGUAUGAUGAACCAACUGCUGGACUUGAUCCAAUUGCAUCUACUGUUGUUGAGGAUUUGAUUCGCUCUAUGCACAUAAAAGGACGAGAUGCGCGUGGAAAGCCAGGAAAUAUUGCAUCUUAUGUGGUUGUUACUCACCAACAUAGUACAAUCAAAAGAGCCAUUGAUAGGUUGUUGUUCCUACAUAAGGGAAAGAUUGUUUGGGAAGGAAUGACUAAUGAAUUUACAACUUCAACGAAUCCAAUUGUUCAGCAGUUUGCAUCCGGGAGCCUGGAUGGUCCUAUCAAAUACUAGAACAGUAGUGCAAAGUUAGCUAGAUAAAAUGGAUUGUGGCUGGUCUUGGAUACCAUGAAGUGUGCAGAAAGGGAACAAAAUGGAUGUGGCUUUCAUUA